Eleginops maclovinus (Patagonian blennie) is the source of this 1740-nucleotide messenger RNA. Its product is annotated as mucin-5AC-like. The record is from RefSeq and is a predicted model, not a curated record. The transcript is spliced from 5 exons. NCBI's taxonomy places the organism in Eukaryota, Metazoa, Chordata, Actinopteri, Perciformes, Eleginopidae. The coding region runs from base 108 to 1262 and encodes 384 amino acids.
GCACAUGAUUCAUCUGCUUCAUAAUCAGUUCAGUGUGCCAAAUACCUUUUCGACUCACACAGAUUACUCUGUCCAUUGCAUUUGUCACAGGUUACUUACAUUUCAAGAUGAAUCUUCUUGUUGGGGUUACUCUUGGACUUCUUGCUGUUGUCCACUCAACACCUGUCAACACUUUGACCCAGAUCCCUGGCAUAGCUGAAAAUGAAGUUAUCAGAGAGGCUUUGACGGAUGGAUACCUUGUCGAACAGUCUUUACUUCCUACAUUGACAACUGAAUCGCCCAAAAGAAACACUACUGUUCAGCACAUAAUUGAAGAUAUUCAGGAAAGAGUUAAAGGGGAGUCUAUUGACAGUUCCAUAGACCCCGAUCAUUUCACCACAACUUCACAUGCUGAAAUAUCUACAGAUUCAGAUUCAACCACCACCCCAAACCCUCAGCUUAGCUUGACCUCUUCAACAGAGCCAAAUGAAGCCAAUUCAGGCGUCACCGACAACCACAUCCCAGUGUCACAAACUACUGACCCUACAACUGCCUUCAGCCAUGCCUUCCUGAGCACCCAGAGUCCUGAAUCAGGCUCUGGAGAUGGAGAGAUGUUUAGCAAGUACGCUACUUCAACCUCCAGUAUGACCUCAGGCUCUGGAGAUGGAGAGAUGUUUACCCAGUACCACACUACAACCUCCAGUAUGACCUCAGGCUCUGGAGAUGGAGAGAUGUUUACCCAGUACCACACUACAACCUCCAGUACGACCUCAGGCUCUGGAGAUGGAGAAAUGUUUACCCAGUACCUUACUACAAUCAGUUCACCAUCAACCUCCAUGACUGCUCCUAUCACACCAGGAAUGUUUGCAGAAAGCGAAGCAUCAGGUGAGGGAUCAGGACCAGGCAUUAAGAACAUCACUACAGUGCCAAACAAUGAGACAGUUGUGGGGCAAGCAAGAUUCUAUCAAAAUAAUGAAUCUGGUCAAAAAUUGGACGCUCCUGACACAUUUCCCAAUGGACACCAAACACCAGACUGGAUCAUCAUCGUUGGUUUUAUUGUUGGCCUUGCAGCAUUGGUAAUGCUAUUUGCUGCCAUCGCUACCAGACACAAGUGGAAUGGACCAAGCCAGGCAUCCCAGGUAGAGACCAAGACUAACUACUCCAACCAGCAGAGGGAAAUAGAGAUGGAGACGUUCAUUCACAAAGACAAUCCAAGGGAGAAUGGAACAGCAGAGUACACAGUCAUCCCCCUGGACGAGCUUCCAGAUCAUUCCUCACACUGAGGUUCAGACACAGUGUCUCUCGAGGGUUAGGACUCAUCACAGAAACACAAGUCAGAGUUUGAAGCAGAAUGAUUUGAUCAGAGCAACAAAAGGGAUGGGAAAGGCUGUGGAGCAAAAAGGUUCCUGUGAAUUUACCCUCUCUGAUCCUUGUCUAAAGCAGAAUCAUGUGUGUUUAUUCAUGUCAACUUUCAAAAACUCUCAUUAUGUACAUACUUUUAAACUACAGCAAUAUUAGCAAUAUUCAUGUUGAUGUUUUUAUUGCUAUUGUAUUAUCUGAGAAACAUACUGUUAGAUGUUUUAUUGUAUGUUUUUUGCAGACACUUUUAGUGGACACAAGACAAUGUCUCUGUGAAAAUGUUUGUUGUAAUAUUAUUUAGAAUCUCUUUGAAAUAACACUAUUGGUGUUGUGGAUUGUAACUUAUUUCAACCUGCUGUGUUGGUUCCCCCACCUUUAUUAAAAAAAGCUCUGAUUCCUGAA